UCCUUCCCUCACGCCACACUCCUUCUUACCUGGUUCCAGCCGACAUCAUGAAGUUCCUGCUUGCGCUCGUGGCUCUGCCCGCCGCCAUCCUGGCCGCCCCCGUCGCCGACGCUGCCACUGCCAACCCUCCUGGGUUUCUCAUGGACAGCCUGAAGUGCACCUGCCAGAACCCCGCGACUAACGCAACAAAAUCGGACAGCCUCUGCGCCAACGUGCUCGGCGAGCCCGAGACCGAAUCUUCCUCAAAGGGAAGCUGGUGCUAUCGCCGGUUCAACCUCACCCCGCAGAUGGACCAGCUGUUCACGGACGAGGCCUGCACGCGCUUCUUCCAAGGCAACUUUAGCAAGGCCGUUUGCGCCCCCGUCAAGCUCUGCGACAAGGACCAGGGGCCGGACCGGCAUGGUAUCCAAUACUACAAGGUUUGUGGCAGGUAA
Gaeumannomyces tritici R3-111a-1 is the source of this 434-nucleotide messenger RNA. RefSeq lists its product as hypothetical. The coding region runs from base 48 to 434 and encodes 128 amino acids. The record is from RefSeq and is a predicted model, not a curated record. The transcript has 3 exons. NCBI's taxonomy places the organism in Eukaryota, Fungi, Ascomycota, Sordariomycetes, Magnaporthales, Magnaporthaceae.